Messenger RNA from Desarmillaria tabescens, 1331 nucleotides. RefSeq lists its product as uncharacterized. The transcript has 7 exons. The record is from RefSeq and is a predicted model, not a curated record. Bases 50 to 1177 code for a protein of 375 amino acids. Gene Ontology annotation, molecular function: quinone reductase (NADPH) activity; NADPH binding; mRNA 3'-UTR AU-rich region binding. Lineage: Eukaryota; Fungi; Basidiomycota; Agaricomycetes; Agaricales; Physalacriaceae. Gene Ontology annotation, cellular component: cytosol.
UGAGUAAUGCAAGCGCUAUUCUGACGGAUAAAAGGAGUCCACUGAUCUAAUGAUGUUCCCUACCCUCCCUUCUGCUCUUAUCAAGACCAUCUCUGCUCUUCGUGCUACCCAAAUCUACCGGCAUUUCUCUGCGACAUAUUCGAGUAAUAUGGCCGGUCUACCCUCUACCGUUCAGGCUGUUAGCAUUCAGAAGACUGGUGACUUUGAUGUUAUCGAAAAGGCAACGCUGCCAUUUCCUAAGCAUGUUCCCGGUAACCUCGUCGUAAAGGUGGACUAUUUCGGCGUCAACUUUAUUGAUACAUACUUCCGGAAGGGAUUGUAUCCCCUCAAAGAAUUUCCCGCCGUCUUGGGAAUGGAAGCGGCAGGAACUGUUGUCGCGCUUCCCACCGAUGAGAAAGUAUUGAACGAUCCGGAUUUCAAGAAGAGGAAUUACACGAUUGGAAGCAAGGUCAUCGCCAACAACAUGGGUGUCCAUCAAACCUACAUUUCUAUUCCUUGGUUAAAAGCACCCCCCGUUCCCGCAUCCGUUGACACCAAGAUAGCGGCGGCAGCUGGCCUUCAGGCUCUUACCGCACUGUCCUUUUUCACUGAAGCAUAUAAUGUCAAGCAAGGAGACGUUAUUCUGAUUCACACUGUAGCAGGUGGUCUCGGUCUUCUAAUGGCCCAGCUUGGAAAGUACCGGGGCGCUACGGUCAUCGGAACGACCUCGACCAAAGAGAAAGCAGAGAUAGCAAAGGCGAACGGUGCCGACCAUGUCAUUCUAUAUACCUCCGAAAACACCGCGGAAAGAGUUUUGGAACUCACUAAUGGAGAGGGUGUGCACGCUGUCUUUGACGGCGUCGGAAAGGAUACAUUCGAAGAUAACUUCAAGCUGUUGAGACGAAAGGGUACUUUUGUCAGCCUUGGAAAUGCUUCAGGGCCUAUUGCUCCGUUCUCUCCUCUCAAGUUAGUUGAGAAGAACCUCAAAUUCCUCCGGCCUUCGAUGCCCAAUUACUUGGUCACCCCGGAAGAGUCGAACUACUAUGUCACUGAAGUGUUCGACCUCAUUUCGAAGGGCAUUCUGAAGAUCAACAUCUACAAGGUGUACCCCUUCACGGCUGAGGCUGUUCAGCAAGCACAGAAGGAUCUAACGGGAGGAAAGACCACUGGAAAGCUGGUGAUCGAUGCACGAGCGUAGUAAAAUUAAGAACAUGUGGACAGUAGCACUACCACUGCAAUGUAAAUCCUAGUUUUGAUUGUACUGCCUUAUGAGACGCGGUGAUUUCCACGGUACCUUUAAGAUAGCUAUUCAUUUUCCGGGAUCCGUCCGUUUCUACCUCUGUUUCUUCGAG